Messenger RNA from Pestalotiopsis fici W106-1, 882 nucleotides. RefSeq lists its product as uncharacterized. The record is from RefSeq and is a predicted model, not a curated record. The transcript has 3 exons. Bases 1 to 882 code for a protein of 293 amino acids. NCBI's taxonomy places the organism in Eukaryota, Fungi, Ascomycota, Sordariomycetes, Amphisphaeriales, Sporocadaceae.
AUGGAUGACAAUAGACUUUUUCGUCUGCUUCUGGGCAGCGAACAACACCUCCGAGCCCACCUCGAGGACAUCAAGGCACGUGCCUCACGUCAACCUGAUCAUGAUCAACUCGCCUCUGUCUUCCGUGCGUCUGCUGUGGACCUCAUGAUGCUCUUUCGCUCCCACUAUUGCGGACGCCUAGUCGAUAUUGGCAUUCGAUGGCUCAUAUCCGAAAUUCUCGAGAGCGUGGCACUCUCCUUUCUCGGGGAGGUUGAAGUUUACAAGUUCAAAUACCAGGUCCGAAUACCUUGGGGUGCUUAUGAGGUCGCUGACCUCGGACACUUGAUAGAUCUGUUUGCUGCUUUAGAUAUGGACGUUGACGGUUAUUUCAACAUUCUCUGCAGCAAUGGCCGCCAUUAUUCGAGGAACCUGGUGGGGGCGACAUACCUAUUUGCACCGCACUGUCCUCCUGGACCACCGCGUUUCGUCGAGAUACGAAACAGGUAUUUCACAGUCCGCCUUCCCGCGGAGAUGAUGUGGGAUGAGGCGGUGAAACUCAAGCAAAAUGUCCAACCGCUGCUACGAGUUGCCGUACAGUUAAUCCCGAGCCCACUGUCGCUCAGGUUCAAGCCAUAUCUAACCGACAAGUAUGCUCCCGAGCAUUCCAGACACAUUAUCGGCAUGCGUCGCUAUGCAGAUGCAUUAGGACACCUUGAGCGCUGGAUUGCGAUCUUGACACUCGCCUGCUACCUCUGGCAUUCACUCGACCAUCUUAUUCCAAUACACUCUGAUGGCAACAACGCUAUCAACGUCGACAAAGGCAUCCGCGACAGGAGAUGGACGCAGCCAUUGCUGGCUUUGAGUCCAUUCUUCUCUCGAUAUCUUGGUUACGAUCAGAUUUGA